GAUUUUAUUAGUUAUAGAGUUAUCUUCCCUUAGGCCACAAAUGAAAGCAAAGUGAAAAUGGCAAAGAACCACCAUAUUAUCUUUAAGAAAAGACCCGGUGUAAAUGGAGAGCCAGCAGAAGACAAUUUUGGGUAUGAAGAGUGUGAUUAUCCUUGUGAUCCACAGAACAAUGAAGUUCUACUGAAAACAUUAUACUUAUCAAUCGAUCCAGCAAUGAGAUGUCGGAUGAAUGAGGAGACUGGUGUUACUUACAUUGGACCGUUUGGGAUUGGAGACAGAAUUGGAGGGUUUGGAGGAGUUGGGGUGGUGGUGAAAUCAGCCAAUCCAGACUUCCAGGAUGGAGAUGUUGUCCAUGCAGGAUUUAACUGGCAGUGGGUUGAAAACUUCUUAGAAACUCCAGGAGAACAUUUUCCUCUCAGGAAGAUUGAUUCCUCACUAGUUAAUGGACAGGUUUCCUUAUACCUGAGUAUAUUGUCCUUGACCUCAGGUCUCACUUCUUAUCUUGGGGUCAAAGUGAAAGGCCAUGUCACCCCAGGUGCCAAUCAAACAAUGGUUGUGAGUGGAGCAGCAGGUGCUUGUGGAUCUCUGGCUGGACAGAUUGGAAAACUAGAAGGAUGUUCAAGAGUUGUAGGUAUAUGUGGAUCUGAGGAGAAAUGUCAGUUCCUGACUGAAGAGCUUGGAUAUGAUUCUGCAAUUAACUAUAAAACAAAGGAUGUUUCCUCUGAGCUACAGAAGUUGUGUCCUUCCGGUGUGGAUGUGUACUUUGAUAAUGUUGGAGGAGAUCUCAGUAACACAGUCAUAAAACAGAUGAAUACAGAUUCCCAUGUGAUACUAUGUGGUCAGAUAGCUGUCUACAACAAGGAUGUUCCCUACCCUCCACCUAUCCCUGAAGAUGUACAGAGAAUUCUCACAGACAAAAACAUCACAAGAGAUCGGUACCUGGUGCUCAACUAUCCGGACAAGUUUGAGUCUGGAAUGAAGCAAAUUGUCGAGUGGACUGUUCAAGGAAAAUUAAAGGUGAGGGAAACCAUUGAAGAAGGACUACAGAAUGCGGGCAAGGCAUUUGUUUCCAUGAUGAAGGGAGGAAAUAUAGGAAAACAGCUAGUACACGUGGGAGAUUCCUGAACUUAGGACGAUAUUUACAAUUAAUGACUACUUAAAAAAAAAAAAACUAAAUUUAAAUAUUGUGUACUGAUAAUCAGACAAUUUAGUGUUAAUUAAGACUAUAGUGUAUUAAAUUCCAAUCAAUGAUUACGGGUAUGAAGAAAAUUAUGUUACAUGAUUAAUAUGACAAUGGUGUAAUCAUCCCUAUCGGUUUUAAAUCAAAUAUACAUUUUUUAUUAUUGAUUAAGGUCAGUAUUUUAAUACAUGUACAGUGUACAUACAAGUAUAUGUGCCUACAGAUUCCCACUAACAUCAGCAGUAGGUAGACCAUCAUCAAUAUCAUUUGAAGUGAGAAGGGGACUUUAAUGGAAAAUGUUGAAUGCAAAGUUUUAAAGGUAUUUUAGAGAGAUGGGAAUAUUGCUGGGAUAUAUGCAACAUGCUCUGUGAUAUACAUAUCCAUAUAUAUAUCUAUUCUGUAUUGAUGGAUUGGAUCAGGGAAAUAAAAUAUAGUAAAAUGUUAUUACUGGCUCUCGGUAUAGCACUGUGAAUACAGAGGAAAUGUGAAAGAUAAGUUCCAUUGAUGUACCGUUAAAAUGGUAUUGAAUUGGAACUUUAGUCUGGAAUAGUAUUUAAUAAACACAACUGAAUACCAAC
Molecule: messenger RNA, 1758 nt
Organism: Pecten maximus
Lineage: Eukaryota; Metazoa; Mollusca; Bivalvia; Pectinida; Pectinidae
Product: prostaglandin reductase 2-like
Exons: 8
Coding region: 58-1125 (355 amino acids)
Biological process (GO): prostaglandin metabolic process
Molecular function (GO): 15-oxoprostaglandin 13-reductase [NAD(P)+] activity
Source: RefSeq, a predicted model, not a curated record